GCGAAAGAAAAGGCACAACUGCCUUCUCAAUUUUUCCCGCGCGUUUUUUCUGGCACGUUUUUAGUUUAGAGUGAAUAUUUCGGAUUAGUCGCACGGCGGCUUCUUCGGAAUCCGCUGCGAUGGAUCCCGGUGUGUUAGACGACAUCGAUGCGAUGGUCAAGGAGCAGGAGAGAGUGGUCACGGCGAAGUUCCUCUCUCGCUCGCUGUCCUUGCCUCUGCGUCAAGCAAAAAGCGUGUUACAGGGUUACUGGUCGCAGCACAAGGAGGAGGUGGCUGCUGUAUGGGUGGUGUCGGGAUGGGUCGGUAGCGUGGAUGGGGGAAUCCCAGCAUCAGCAGCAACGCCAGCAGCAGCUGACGUGCCUACAUCGUCAGCAGCAGGAGGGACAGCAGGAGGGACAGCAGGAGGUGCAGGAACUGCUGUCCUUGGUCCUACACAACACGAAGGAGCAGAGCAGAUUGUGAAGGAGUUCCGUGUGCGCCUCGUUCCCUCUGCUCGCCUUUCUGAAACGCAGGAAGCAAUGGGUGGGGCGUCUGCCCAUAUCUACAGCGUUCAGCGGCGGCUACCGCGUGACCUUGCUGUUCUAUGUGCGGAUGAUGCUGUGCCAAGCAGAACAAGAGAGAGCAGGCUGAGUGCCGUCCAGCCCCCACCUAUCUGCCUGGAGACGCUUUCGAGACGUCCCCACCCUUCCGCCCACAUCACCGCUGCUUCCCCCAUGCCCUCCCGCUCUCCUGAUAUGGCUGCUGCUGGUGCUCCUGCUGCCGCUAAGCAUCCCAAGCGAGAGCCGAGCCACUCAGAGAGUAAGCCGGUGAAGCAAGAAAAUGUGCUGCCGAACCAGCAAGCGGGGCCACCAAAGCAGGGAUGCUCAGUGCGAGUGAAGCAAGAAGCUGCAGCGCUAGGAAAGACAGAAACUGGAAAUGUAGAUGCAACGAGAUUGAAACGAGAAUGGGGUGAUUCUGCUGAAGCUGCUGCUGCUGAUGCCACUGCCAGCGCAGCUGCUGCUACAGCUGUGAAACAGGAGCCGAGAGAUAGUUUGGGAGACAAGGGUGGCAGCAGGGGAGAGGGUAGAGGGGGAAAAAAUGCCGCUGCUUCUGCUGCUGCUGCUGGUGCCCCUCUUAAUGCUGGUAAGGGAAAGAAAGGCACCAUUAUGGGUAUGUGGAAGAGAUCAAAGCCGCAGGCAGAAGUGAAGUUAGAGGGAGGUUCGAUCAGCGAGGUGAAGCAGAGUGAGGGAGGGCAGGGGCAGCGAAAGGUUGUGAAAGAGGAGCCGGAUGGUGGUGGUGGAAAUGGUGCUGCUACUCUUGGUGUUGGUGGCGCUGCCAAUGCUGUUGGGGAUGGUGGCGGUCAUGGUGGUGAUGAUGAUGAUGAGGAGGAGGGAGUGGGGUUCUCUAGGAAGGCAGCUGGACUGCUUGGACGGGGAGGUGCAAAGAAGAAGCGGCGAUUUGCAGUGGAUGAUGACGAUGAGGAGGAGGAGGGGGGAGGAGAGGAGGGGUCGAAUGGGCAGACGAUUGAGCUGACCCAGAGGUCACGCGUUGUAGGGGAUGGUGAAGAUGGGGAGGGUGAGAAGGAGAGGGGCAGGGAGAUGGGGCAGGAGGAGGAGAGGGAGGUUGUUGAGAGGAAACAAGAGGGGAAGGAAAAGGAGGAGGAGGGUAAGCAGGAGGGAAUGGAAGAAGAUGGAAGAGAGGCAACGGAUAUUGGAGAGACGGCCGUAGAUGAAGGAGGGGGAAAUGGAGGGAAGUUGGCAAGGGAUGUGAGGCAACAUGAGGUGAAAGUGGAAGCUGUUGGGCAGGAUGAAAGCAGUAGAGGAGAGGAUGGCAGUGCUGGUGUUGGUGUUGGUGAUGCUGAGAGGGAGGGUAAGGAUGAAGAGGGAGGGAAGGGAGAAGCGCGUGUGAAAAAGGAGGCUGACUUACAGGGAGACGAGGAAGGAGGUGGUGAAGGAGGGCGGAAGAGAGGGAAGGAGGAGGGCGCUUGUAUUGAGACGGGCAGGGUUGGGCUCAAUAGGGCGUACAAGGACGGGAUGGGGGAGAAGGAGAAAAAGGUAGAAGUUGAGCAAGAACCAGUAGAGAAAGAAGCCUUUGGGGCAGAGUCUACCAGGCUGGUGAAGAAAGGGAGGAAAGGAGACGAGCAAGGGGGUCAGGGGGAUUCAGGAGAGGGGGAGGAGGAAGUGACUGGAGGAGGGCGGAAAAGAGCAAAGGAGGCUGCUUCAAGUAAGCCGCUUGGUGAUGAGCCGGAUGCAGCUGAAGUGCAGAAGGAGGAGGGAAAGGGAGAGAAGGAGAAGAGGAUAAAGAUGGAGGAUGGGAUUGAAGGGGAGUGUGUGGAGGGGAAGGGAGAGAAGGCGGAGGGGUUAAUGGUGGAGGAGAGGGAGGAGGUGAAAGUAGAGGUAGAGCCACCGGCAGCAGAGAAGGGAGCUUUUGGGGCCGAAUCCAUAAGGUUGAUGAAGAAAGGGCGGAAGGGAGUUGGGGAAGGGGGGCAGGAGGGGAGCAAGCGGAGGAAAGGUGGUCGUCAGGGGGGGAAUGAGGGGGACGAAAAAGAGGAGAAAGAGAAGGAGGAGACAGAGAAGGAGGAGACAGAAGAGGAGGGGUUGGCAGCUGUGGAGUGUGCCGUGAGGCUAAGGCCGAAAGUGGAGGCCGGUGGGGUGAAAGAGAGGGACAGUGGGGAGAGGCGGAUGGUGUGGAAGACUGAUAUUGAUGACAGAGGAAGAGAAGUCACCUGGCAGGUAGAAGUGGACGAGUUUGGGAAUGAAGUGGAAGAAGCCGCAGGGAAAGCAAGGGAAGGGGAUGGGGCGAUGCUGGGAGAGGAGCCAUGCAGCACACCAGAGGAGCCUGAAGUGCCGAAACAAAUCUCGAGCAGGCCUUCCGCCAAGCCCUCUGCAGCUGGCACCAAAGGAGGAAAGGGGCAGGGGAAGGGGGCAGAGAGAAGGGGGGGAGGGGGGCAGGGGAAGGGGGCAGAGAUAGGGGGAGGAGGGGGGCAGGGGAAGGGCACAGGUGCUGCUGGGGCAGCGAAAGGGGCGGCCAAGGGUGGUGGGAAGGCUGCUGGGAAAGGGGCGCCUAAGAAGGGACAGGGAAGCAUCAUGUCGUUUUUUCAGAAGCGGACUUGACGGAUGUGGUUCCUGCUGCACAAUGUUGAUGGAUAGGCCAAGCUUAAAGCGGUGGUGUUAGCUGACCUGACAUGUCUACAGCAGUAUCAAUUGUAUGUGGAAUUUGGGGAGCAUGUCUCAUGAGCCACCUUUUAUCUUGUUGCAUUGUGUAUGAUACA
This is a messenger RNA of Closterium sp. NIES-67, 3250 nucleotides long. NCBI's taxonomy places the organism in Eukaryota, Viridiplantae, Streptophyta, Zygnematophyceae, Desmidiales, Closteriaceae. The record is from the annotation of a GenBank genome assembly.